Messenger RNA from Solea solea (common sole), 3132 nucleotides. It is a transcript of the gene pgr, whose product is annotated as progesterone receptor. The transcript is spliced from 8 exons. Lineage: Eukaryota; Metazoa; Chordata; Actinopteri; Pleuronectiformes; Soleidae. The record is from RefSeq and is a predicted model, not a curated record. The coding region runs from base 686 to 2752 and encodes 688 amino acids. Gene Ontology annotation, molecular function: zinc ion binding; sequence-specific DNA binding; DNA-binding transcription factor activity. Gene Ontology annotation, biological process: regulation of DNA-templated transcription.
GUGUUGAGGUAUUUGACUUAUAUCCUCCUUGAAUCCAUGGAGUCUCGGCUUUUAUUCGAACAAAUUGACCAUAGGAGUGAGUGUGACAGUGAAUGGUUGUUUGUCUCUAUCUGUGUGUGGCCCUGCGAUGGACUGGCGAACUGUCCAGGGUGUACCCCGCCUAUCGCCUGAUGUAGCUGAGAUUGGCACAGCACCCCCCGCGACCCUCUGGUGGAGGAUAAAGCGGUAGAUGAUGACUGACUGACUGUGUGGUGUUGUGUGGUGUUUUGUUCUGGGUAACGUGCCGUAGUGCUGGAUCCAGAAAUGUCGCCAGUGGGUAGACACAGCGGUGCUGUACUGAAUUUGAUGUAUAGUAAUUAAUUUAGUUGUUAUUUGAGGUGUGUUUGUCACAUUUAAAAUCUUGUAGCCUGUCUGCUGUCUAAUUUGAUGUGCAACAUCACUAUAUUCGUUCAUGUAUAGUGCAACAUUGUAUUAUUACCUAUAUUAUUCACUAAUUAUUAUCUGGGUCCCAAAAUGUGGGAACCGCCGGGCAAAUUAUAUGUUAAAAACAGAUGGAUUAGACUCUUGUGUUGAGGAAAGUCGAAGUCACAGCCUUCUUAGAAAGGGAGGAGGAUCACAGUCCAGCCUCCGAACGCACUCCAGGCUCCGCUGCUGCUGUGCGCUUCAGUGUGCGUAAAACGGCAGAAUGAACGCCAUCUCUUCUCCCAUCGCUGAAUCCACCGACACAAGACUGGGCGACUUCAAUACAGCAUACAGUAAUAUCAAAAUGUCUAACGAGGCGCAGGUUCUUACUUGCAUGUCCUCCGUGCGUAAUUUUGGAAACAUUGGCGCACUGAUCCACGGUCUUUGUCCAAGCGGCGAGGGCGCAGUCUCUAAAGAGUGCAACAUACUCGACGCCUCACUGGCUUCGAAAUACUACUAUGACCGUGGCAGUGAGUUAGUAAAGUGUGACAGUGUUGUGCCCUGGGGAGACUUUGUAAAAGUUCCGAGGACGGAUGUGGCCAUAUCUGAAACUGUGCCCGAGGCAGGAAGCCUCUCGUCCACUGCUGGAGCGUGUAAGUUCAUCAAAGACGAGAAGGAGACUUCAGCGAUAAUGGACAGAGCAUGUCCCGACUUCGAUCCAUCACCGGAGCUGUCUGCUCUUGACAGCUGCUGUGACACAUAUAGGAAGCAGCAGCCACAGUCACAGCAGCCACAGCAGCCACAGUCACAGCAGUCACAGCAGCCACAGUCACAGCAGUCACAGCCACAGCAACAGCAACAGCAUCAGCAUCAGCAGCAGCAGCAGCUGAGUCUCAGUGACAGUGAGUUGACCAACUUCGGGCCGGUUACGAUAGCUCCUCCGCCGGGGAUGGAGGGAUCCCCAAACUUUCUUAUCGACCUGAACCAGGCGGAGCAGCUGCCGGCGCUGAACCAGGUGAGGACCGACUCCAGGUGCGGUUUGUCCGGGACGAUGUACAGGAACGAGUUGGUUCCCCGCUGGCAGAUGCAAACGUCUCUAGCCGAGCCUCAGUACUGGUGUCAGUCCACGGGUCUGAACGAUGACCCGUUCACACACAGCGGCUAUGAAGUGAUCCAGAGCCAGGGCUUUGUUCAGAGGAACUCCUCGCCUUUCUCCACGUUCCCCGGGAUGCCCCCGCAGAGGCAGUGUAUGAUUUGUGGUGAUGAGGCAUCCGGCUGCCACUAUGGAGUCCUGACGUGUGGAAGCUGCAAAGUGUUUUUUAAAAGAGCAGUCGAAGGCCAUCACAGCUAUCUCUGCGCUGGACGAAAUGACUGCAUUGUGGACAAAAUCCGGAGGAAAAAUUGCCCAGCGUGUCGCCUCCGAAAGUGCUAUCAAGCGGGCAUGAUGCUCGGAGGCAGGAAGUUGAAGCGUUUUGGGGCCUUGAAAGCCUUGGGCAUACCCUCGUCCCUGAUGUUCCAGUCCCACUUGGCCAUGUCCGGCAACAACCAGGCCCUGAACGCCAUGUCUUGCAUACCUGGCAUCCACGACGUGCAAGUCAACUCACAGAUCAUCGACAUCCUGGAAAACAUCGAGCCGGAGGUCAUGUGCUCGGGUCACGACAGCCUGCAGUCCGAUGUCCCCCACGUUCUGCUCAACAGUCUCAACCGGUUGUGCGAGAAGCAACUGCUUUGGAUCGUCAAGUGGUCCAAGUCUUUGCCAGGGUUCCGUAAUCUUCACAUCAAUGAUCAGAUGACCCUCAUCCAGUACUCGUGGAUGAACCUCAUGGUGUUCUCGCUUGGCUGGCGAUCCUUUCAGAAUGUCACCAGUGAAUAUUUGUACUUUGCACCCGAUCUGAUUCUCAGCCAGGAACAAAUGAGGAGAACUUCCAUUUUCGACCUCUGUCUGGCAAUACAGUUUAUUCCUCAGGAGUUUGCGAACCUUCAAGUGUCCCGUGAGGAGUUUCUCUGCAUGAAAGCCAUAAUACUUCUCAACACAGUGCCUCUUGAAGGACUCAAAAGUCAGGCUGCGUUCGAGGAGAUGAGACAAAACUACAUCCACGAGCUGACGAAGGCAAUCCACAUAAAGGAGAAGGGCAUGGUGGCCAGCUCGCAGCGGUUCUACCGCCUCACCAAACUGAUGGACGUCAUGCACGAGAUAGUGAAGAAGGUCAACCUGUUCUGUCUGAGCACCUUCAUCCAGGCUGACGCCAUGAGUGUGGAGUUUCCGGAGAUGAUGUCAGAGGUCAUUGCCUCCCAGCUACCAAAGGUCCUGGCGGGCAUGGUGAGGCCCCUCUUAUUCCACAGCAAGUGACGAUGACGACGACACCCUGCGACUGGAUUAUUCACACCCACAUUUACCUAAACGCAGUCCUCUGUAAUCUACCAACCUGCUUUCCGAUCUUCAGUUUCACGAGGUGAACAUAAACGCCAAACUAUCCGCAAUAUUAUAAACUCUGAGGCAUCAAAUAAUUAAUCUUCUCCGUUUAGUCCUGCUGCAGCCACCCCUUACCCAUUCUGCAUCUUGUAUACGGAUGGUACUCACUUGCUCAUAUGCAGUAGGUUUCUGAGAACCUUUAGAUAAAGUGUUAUUUUUGUACUAAAGCAUAAAUAUUCUUAUGUUUCGCACCAGAAUGAGGACACACAGAAACCUGUCACUUAAAAUAAUCACAUUAUUUCAGGGUAAACAGUCGA